UGUCACUUAAAGCAACAACAGAUCGUCGUACAAAGUUGACAUUAAACAGCACAGGCUUAGAAACUGAAGAUCAACGAUCAACGCCUGGGGAUAGCGGUUACAAAGACAGUUUUACGAAGUUGGCAUUAAGCAGCACAGGCUUAGAAACUAAAGAUCAACGAUCAACGUCUGGGGAUAGCGGUUACAAAGACACUUUCACAAAGUUGGCAUUAGGAAGCACAAGCGUGAAAACCAAAGUCCCACGAUCAACGCCAGUGGAAAGCAGUAACAAAGACACUUUCACAAAGUUGGCAUUAAGAAGCACAAGCGUGAAAACCAAAGUCCCACGACAAACGCCAGUGGAAAGCAGUAACAAAGACAAUAAAUAUCCGUCCGAAAAAGGGUUUCCCGCGGAUGUAAUGCGUCUUUUAUCAGAAAAGUAUAAAACAGAAGAACGUUUGGUUGUACCAACGACAUGCCCAAAGGACAAAACGGUGUUUAUUGUUUAUGACAAAGAAUGCGUUAGAGAUAAACAUCAAACGGAUUUCGGGCAAGAGGUUUUAUUCCGAAACCCAAAAACUGUAAAUACCGAAGCUAUGCAGGUGAAAAACUUCUGCCAGGAAAACGGAAAUUACAUCACAAAAGAAGAAAGAAGAAUGUUGAAGAAAUGUAUCACAGAAAACUGUGACACUCUUUUAGAAAAUCACCGCAACAUCAAUGUUAUCAGCAUGUCUCCGGUUAAAUCGAAGGAAAAUGGAAAACAUAUCAGGCCGUGUUUAUGCGUUGUUAUUUACUGCAGUUCGAAAGGGUUUAUUCCUUUUGGUGAAAAGAUUUUCCCUAAAACACUGAAAAGCGGACUUACCUGUUUUGAUACUGAUAUCAGAGAAGGUUUCUUUGAGUUUGGUCCUGGUACAUAUUCUACUUCAAAAAGUAGCAAUUACCAUCAGCAAUUAAGGAUGGGUUGUCAAUAUGCAGUCGAAGGGAAGCCAAUGUGUGCAACCAUUGGCCCUUUUGUCAAAUUGAAUGGUCACAUGGCAUUUCUGACAUGCGCACACGCAAUCUAUGGGAUCGACUCAAACGGAUACAACAUUGUAAGCAGCAGUACGUUUGUCGAACAACCGCCAUCAACAACGUUUGCGUUCCCCUCAGGGAACCAGUUCAACUUCCGUUGUGGUGAAGUUAAAAAAGCAGUAUUUGCUCCACAUGCUCAGCCGAGUGUUGAUGCAGCAGUUGUCCUGAUUUCCGAACCUACAAGACUUCCACACAGAGGGGAAUUUGCUAUGGAUAAUGAGAUUCGGUUGAAUUAUGCCGGAUUUGACGACCUUCCAUACUUUAACUCGGGGAACAUUCACCUGGACCCAAGCACGAUUGACGGUGACAAAAGAAUCGUCAAGUUUGGAGCGGAGACUCAUGUUACAAAAGGUAAUCUUAAAAGUGUGGGCACAGUGAUAUCGGCAGUUUCUGCAGACAUGGGAGUGUUCGGUCAACCUGGUGCAAGUGUUACGAUGAGAAAUCAAAUGGAAAUUUCUGGAGUUGCGGGUUAUGGAACUUACUUCCAGCCUGGGGAUUCUGGUGCGGGUGUCUUCUACGUAGAUAAAACGCCUGCGGGACAGGAACUCACCUGCAUUGGCAUAGCGAUUGGGACAACAUCAUAUGGAAACGCUAUCGUGACACCAAUAAAAGCUGUUCUUGAUGCAUUACAACUGCCAUCCCUGUGUCAGUUUCCAUAAGUUGAAGUGGGACUGAACAACUAUGAUGCAUACCAAUCUAGUUCUUGAAAGAUGCAAAUCUAGUUUGGCGUGCUGCUGCAACGAUAAUUGCUGUAAACUUUGCUGUUAAUGAAUAGUGUUUUCUCUAUGAUUUGUUUGACUUUAAAUCACAAGGAAGUACUGAUAACUAAUUUUGUUGAAAUGUACACGCAUUACCUAUGUUUUUAUAGAGUAUAUAUAUCUUUUGGUUUUAUUUAGCUGUCAAUAAGACAUAGUGAUUCGUCACUACAAUCAUAAGGAAUUAUGCCCAUUUUGAUUUCUUUUGAAAACACUUGUAAGAUAACAUUCAUUGUUGGUUUUGUGGUGUUUUUUUGGUGAUUUUUGUUGAGCAAUCUCGUAAAGUUAUACUUUUCGAAAUUGACUUUGUAUAUAAUACAACGUCCUGUUGGAAGUAAAACAAUUAAUUUUGGCUCAUAUUUAGCCUUUUAUGCAUUGUACUUUAGUCAUGUUCAGUGAUCAACAUCUAGGUACAUGUAGCAAAAUCACUUAUUUUACGAACAAUUGCCAAUACUGUUGUUAUCGUAAAAGCUAUAUACUAGAUAUAAUUUAAUUGUUCAUAUCCAAUUUGUUGUUAUAAUUAUUUAUAAUGGUUAUUUUAUUAUUACUGAUUUUGAAAGGAAUUUAUCACAUUAAUCAUCAAUCAAUUUUUGGGAAACAAUCUCUAUUCAAAGGAACAAACACCAUGUUUCAUGCAAAAUUUACAAAAGAAUGAAAAUGUGAUUUAACAUUAUCUCUCCUUAUUUUGAACAGGGGAGUAUUAAAUUGUUUGCAAAUAUAACUUGAAAUCAUUAGAGCCAGCACAGUUAUGAUCCUUUUUCUAUUGCUCAUGCAUAUGACGAUAUCUUUUGUAAGUUAUACCGCGAGACAUUGCAAAAGUAACUACUGUGUAUGUUGCAUGUGUAGUUGCAUAAAUGUAAAUGAGUAUAUUGGCCUUUUUUACAUUCUUUUAAGAUCAUGAUUUUUUUUUUUUACCUGGAACGUUAAAUGAUACUUUAAUUAACAUAAUUGUAUAACAGAAUACCGCCCAACCAUGCAUGCGCAUCUAUUUUUGUGUGUAUGCAUAAGUUUUUGUAUCCAAAGGAUGGAAUUCAGUCUUUACCAUAAUAACAUUCUACGCACAAGGAACAAUUCAUAUUUUGAUCAACUCCCGUUUAAUGGUUUAGAAUUCACAUGCAGUCAUCGAAGUAUGAAUUGUAAGUCUCCGUAUCAUCAUAAUUAUUUCAAUUUCCCAUAUUUAGUUGUUUGAUUGACAUAAUAAUAAAACACUACAUCAUUUAUAUAGCGCACUGUAUAUACUUUAUUACACAAACGCGCUAUUACAAUGUAUAAGUGACAACCGUCUAGGUGGUUGCGCAUUAAUUUUUGCCUUAUUUAGAUUUUUACAGCAUUAUUUUACCUGUGUGCACUUAUCUGUAAGGUAUAUUGUAUAAGUUUACUGGUUUAAGUGAUUUUUUAAUGUUUCUGUAAAGCAAUUUAUGUUACGUUAUUUUGACUCGAUUAAUUUUAUAACCCACUUUGAUUUUUAUGUAUUUUUUUAGGAAUUGUAAUUUACGGACUUUCCUAAAGAUGCUCAUUCCUACAUUUUCGUAUAAUCAAGGUUACAUGUUUUAGUCUCAUGAUCAUCUUUCAAUUUACACUGGUAAAGAGUUUCAAACAAAUGAUCAACACGCCGAUUUUAUAUCAUGAUUGGUUAUGAAGUAUAACCGACAUUUGUUGGAUUAAAAUGUAUAAAAAUCACCUGUUAAACUACAAUGUGUGACAAGUAUUUGUUGGAUUACGAUUGAUGACCAAACAAAACUGUUUUGAUAACGAUGUAUGACAAUCAUUUGUUGGGUAAAGUUGUAUGACGGACAUUUAUGGGACCACAAUAUAUGGCAAUUACCUGGUAAAUGUCAAUGUAUGACAAUCACCUGUUUAAUUACAAUGUUUGACAAGUAUUUGUUGGAUUACGAUCGAUGACAAAAAAAUAGGUUAACAAUGUAUGACAAUCAUUUGUUGGGUAAAGGUUUAUUGAAGACAUUUUAUGGACUACGAUGCAUGAAAUACAUCUGUUGAGUUACGAUACAAGACAAGCAUGUAUUGGCGUGCGAUUUUUGUUUGAUAAAACAUGUAAAACAUUUUUUUUUAAUUACGAUUGAUGACAAGCAUUAGAGGGAAUUAGAUGUAUGAUAAAUACUUUUGGAUUACGAUGCAUAUAACAACUUCUUGUUGGAUUGAGAUGUAUAGCAAACUCGUGACUAGUUAGGAUGUAUUGGUAUUAGGCCUUUUGAAUUAGGAUGUUGUACAAAUAUUGUUGAAUUGUAUAAACAUCACUUCCUUAGAUACGAUAUGUAAAGGCUUUACACCAAGAUGUAUGACCAACUAUGAUUUACAUUUCAUAUGUAAACAUUUCUUUGGUUAAAAUGUAUAAGAAAACUUGUUUGAUUACAUAGUUUGCCAUUUUGUGAUUUAUCAGUGUCAUAUAUAUCUGUAUAUAACUUGCAUAGUAACAUUUUGAUAAUUUUGCUUGAUUUCCGCUUUCCUAAAUAAAUCUUUAUUUUCACUUUGUCUUAUCAGUUGUCAAUCAUACGUAUCCUUUGGUUUACCUUUGACAUGAUCGUACAGAACGCUCAUUUUAGUUAUUCGCUUGUUUUAA
Molecule: messenger RNA, 4383 nt
Organism: Mizuhopecten yessoensis (Yesso scallop)
Lineage: Eukaryota; Metazoa; Mollusca; Bivalvia; Pectinida; Pectinidae
Exons: 7
Coding region: 399-1709 (436 amino acids)
Source: RefSeq, a predicted model, not a curated record